AUGGAUCCUAAUUACUACGCUCAAUCUCAGCAGCAAUAUGGCUACGCAUCAGCUGAUGUCAAUCCAUACUAUCAACCGUACGCUGGUCCUUCAUACCCCAUUCCUGGCACAUCUUCAGCUCAUUCUGCACCGGUACCCGCCAAUGCUUAUGAAUACGACGUCGGAAUACUUGCCCAGCAGAGUGUCUACGUCCCAGGCGCCAUGAUUGACAAACGUGGUGGAGCAGGGGGCAAAGUGGCAAAGGGGGGCAAACGGACGACAGUCUUGCGCAAAGGCGGAGGAAAGGUCUGGGAGGAUCAGACUCUUCUUGAAUGGAACCCUUCGUGGUUUCGGCUCUUCGUCGGUGAUCUCAGCAACGAUGUUUCGGAUGAUGUCCUUGCCAAUGCUUUUAACAAGUACACUUCCUUCACCAAAGCCCGGGUUAUUCGUGAUAGACUCAGCCAAAAGGCAAAGUAUGGGUUUGUCGCAUUCUCGGACCCUGAGGACUUCUUGAAGGCCUGGAAGGAGAUGGACGGCAAGUAUGUUGGCAACCGACCCGUCAAGCUCAAGAAAGCCGACGACAAUGCGAUCCGCCCCGUUGAGAUUGGACAUCGCAAGGCGAAGCAACUUGAACAAGCUUUGAAGAAGAACAGGCAUAAGCCUUAUUAA
Messenger RNA from Pleurotus ostreatus (oyster mushroom), 648 nucleotides. RefSeq lists its product as uncharacterized. The transcript is spliced from 5 exons. The record is from RefSeq and is a predicted model, not a curated record. NCBI's taxonomy places the organism in Eukaryota, Fungi, Basidiomycota, Agaricomycetes, Agaricales, Pleurotaceae. Gene Ontology annotation, molecular function: mRNA binding. Bases 1 to 648 code for a protein of 215 amino acids.